CCACUUUCCUGCUGCCGCGAACUUUGACGAGAUGUCUUUCCUGUCGCGUAUUUGGCGUACACUCAGCGGACGCGCCUAUCUCGUGGGCCGAGACCUCGAAGGCAACCGAUAUUACGAGUAUCCUAGUACUUCUGAAGAUGCGCGCAGAACGAAGCGGGUCGUGAAGUAUGUCGGGCUUCGGAUGGAGCAGCCCGCAGAGGCAGCCAUGAGAGCAAGGACCCUUCCGGUGCAAUGGACAACGUGGUUAUCCCAUACACGGCCGAACCCUCCAACAAUCGAGGAACUCGAAGCGGACGUCGCUAGACAGAGGCGUGUCCUCGCGAGGGUAGCAUUUAUUGAGGAACGAGAACGAGAACGCAGGGCUCGUAUGGCCUUGCAGGCGCCUGCUGAACCUGGCCAGGAAAAUCCGAAUAUGACAUUCGAGCGUGCUCAGCCUCUUCAACAGAUCAAUUCAGCGCCUGGCAGCCAUGCAGAAAAAACACCAGAGCCCAAACCUGAACCGACGGGAAGGCCAGUCGAGCCUGAGCCAAUACCAGUCUAUUCGGACGAACCCCAAGCUUGGAUCCCACAGGCUCCUCGCAGACGGGGCGAGUAACUGAGGCUAACUACUUCGGCUUCGUCUAGACUCCUCGCAAUGUACUGCGUGCGGGAUGUAGCUACUGACCGCUACGUCUUCCCGAGUCCACGUCACCCAUGUAGCACCUCCUGGCUAACAACGAAUGUCAUAACCCCCGCUUUCUUUUCCUAGCACUUUAUACAUGCAACUGCCAUUUGGUUUCUCCUUGCUAUCACA
Molecule: messenger RNA, 793 nt
Organism: Gloeophyllum trabeum ATCC 11539
Lineage: Eukaryota; Fungi; Basidiomycota; Agaricomycetes; Gloeophyllales; Gloeophyllaceae
Exons: 6
Coding region: 32-595 (187 amino acids)
Biological process (GO): mitochondrial respiratory chain complex I assembly
Cellular component (GO): membrane
Source: RefSeq, a predicted model, not a curated record